Coregonus sp. 'balchen' is the source of this 984-nucleotide messenger RNA. Lineage: Eukaryota; Metazoa; Chordata; Actinopteri; Salmoniformes; Salmonidae. The record is from the annotation of a GenBank genome assembly.
AUGAGUAAGUCACCAUUGGUAUGUGUGUUCUCAUUAGUGUGCUUGUCUGUGGUGAUUAAAGUAUGUUAGAUUCUUAUACAUUUGCUUCUCAUUGUAGACUACUACAGACCAGAUGAGGCUGGUGGGAGGCGCUAUAGGAGGAUGGGCUCAUUGUAAUGACUGGAAUGGAAUCAAUGGAACGGAGUCAACCAUGUGGUUUCCAUAUAUUUGUGUUUGAUACCGUUCCAUGAAUUCCAUUCCAGCCACUACAAUGAGCCUGUUCUCCUAUAGCUCCUCCAACCAGCCUCCUCUGCUGCAGACUCAUCAUUAAAAAUGUUACCUGAUAGUGUGACAGUAUUACAUUUUUUCGUAUUUUUUUUCUCUAAUGCUCACUCUCUCUGUGUUUAUCUUUUUCUGUUUAUCUCUCUCUCUGCCCCCCCCCCAUCACUAUGACAACCAUCACUAUGACAACAGGCCCGUGGUCAGUGAUAAAUCUGUUAUAAGUCGUCAGUUGCUGAAAUAUAAUUUAGUUUUAUUUUGUGUUGUUUAACCAUGAUAGUCCCCUUAGUAACAAUUGUCACUGCCUCCAGGGAGUCCUUGUCCCCAGUCUCUAGUUCUAGGGAGUUGUUGGCCACUUGGGCUGAAACUUUGUUGCUUUGAGUGAUUGUUGCUCUCUGGUGCCCUCUAGGUGUGCCCGGUGUGUGUCUCUCUGCCACACGGUAACCCAAACCAAAUCAGCAGGAACUUCAUCAGACAUUUGAACCUAAGACACUGCUACUAUGCCGAGGACUACACGGUAGGCUACACACACACACACACACACACACACACACACACACACACACACACACACACACACACACAGACAGACAGACACACACACACACACACACACACACUUAAAUAUGUUUCUUUGGUCCACAGAAUAUCCACCAAACCGACACAUUGAACGUGCAAUAUGCCAUUAUUGAGUCUCUCCGGGAUGCCAACCGGAAUCCAAGAUGA